Molecule: messenger RNA, 360 nt
Organism: Aspergillus welwitschiae
Lineage: Eukaryota; Fungi; Ascomycota; Eurotiomycetes; Eurotiales; Aspergillaceae
Exons: 1
Coding region: 1-360 (119 amino acids)
Source: RefSeq, a predicted model, not a curated record
AUGAAAACAUUAUCAAUUAAGGAAGCCAUGGUCAAAGCAGCUGUUGUUGACUGGGAUGAUCUUUUCUGCGAAUGGCUUCUACGUGAGGAAAACCGUCUUUGCUAUGAGAGAGAUCGUUACCUAUUUGCGCAAUAUCUCGCCCGGUCGCUACGAGACAAUCCGUUCUUGAAAAUGUUCUAUAUCAUAAAGAUUUCAAAAGUUAUUCGGACCAAUUCCGCACUGUUAAGUCGAUGCCGCCGCAUGUCAGCGGUUAACGAUAUCAUCAGGCAGAUGCAGGAAACAAGGGCCAAUGACGAAAGUGCCAACAUCAUGUCGUUUGGAAGAGCCCUUAUGGAUGUAAGAGUCAUCCUUCCUUCAUAA